Messenger RNA from Mesorhabditis spiculigera, 327 nucleotides. The record is from the annotation of a GenBank genome assembly. Lineage: Eukaryota; Metazoa; Nematoda; Chromadorea; Rhabditida; Rhabditidae.
AUGAAACGGCAGAAAUCAAAUUGGUACGAGGCGCAUCUAUGCGGGGUACGAGCCGUACUAUCGACGAAUCAGCACUAUCUUCCGUCUCGCCCGGCACCAGCAACACGCCGUGCCGCUCCUCCACCUCAACCGCCUGAUCUGCUCGAGAUGGCGCGCGAAAGUGGCGUGGAGAUGGCGACCGACAUCGCAGUCGGCAUCACCUCUACGGCUCCACCCGCUCGCUUUGGGGAUCUUGAAGUUGAACGGCUCGGUGCUACCGACCAGGAGCGUCGAGCGGCUCUUGAGGCGAUCGUUGAGCGCAAGAAGCGGGCAUUGCCGAAGAAGGAA